AUGGCUUCAAAACGGCACUUGGAGUCUCUGGACCCUGUGAUUUUCAACAAGCUACCUCGGCUGGAGACGGAGCCCGCUGCCGGCUUCCCCAACGGCCUCUGCAAAUCCAGCCCUGUGCCCAACCCUGGCUCCGAAAACCAUUUCAACUACAAGGGCUCCUACUUCGCCUGCCCGCUGCAAAGCCCCGAUGGCCCCGAGCAGCCCCUGAAGCCGGUGGCGGUGAACAAGGCGGCCCCCCUGGCUGUCCCCAAGCCGGUGUACAGAGCCCCGGCGUGCUCACUGGACCCCAGGAGGCCCCUGCCGCUGGGACCCCGGGCGGAGAGCCUGCAGCAGAGACCGGGGGAUGCAGACUGGGCUCUGCCUGCCGCCGCCCCCACCAGCCACCCUCUCCGCCCCGGCGAGCCCCGCAGCGGCACCGGGCUGCACAAAAGGGGUCCCCACUCCGACCCUAGCCUCCCGCCGCUGCACCCCAGCCUGGCGCUGCCCGCCAAGGAGAAGGUGGGCUCCCCCAUCGCCUUCUCCCCCUACUACGCCGCCUUUGAGAAAUACAGGGCCCCCCCCGGUAGCCCCUUCCUGCCAGCCAGCUGCCCCGCGGCCCACAGCCAGAGGAAGGCGCCCGACGCUGCCCUCCUCUACCACCCCCCGGCUCCCUCUGUGGAGGCACAGCCCAGCACCCUGCCCGGCGCCUACAAAGGCUUCGGCUUUGCAGGAAGCGGGGAGCCCUUCCCUUGCACUUACCUUAAGCCCCAAGCCCCAAGGAGCUACUUUCCCGGCCCCUUGGACACCUAUGUGCCGAGGGCAGCCGGUGCUGGUGUGGUGGCAUCACCGCCUGCCAAGUCGGCGGCGCUGCCGAGGGAGAAGGUGCCCGGGGGCUCCGGUGGGCUCGCAGAGACCUUUCCCAAAGGUGAAGGGGGCUGGGUGAAACCCAGCCGGGGAGAGCAGGAGCCCCCCUACCCAGGGAGGAGGAGGGCCAGCCCAGCCCCCCAGGAGAGCCCCCGCGGGGGACCACCGGCUCCCAUCACCGUAGGGGGAGAUACCUGCAAGGUCAAGGAUACAGCCAAGGAGCUCAUCCCCCCUUCUCCGGCUGCCUCCCCCCCGGAGGGGCUGAAAGUCCCGAGGGACGGCGAGGUUUCUCCUUCCUCCCCACCCAUGCCAGUGAUCAACAACGUCUUCAGCCUGGCACCUUACCGAGACUACCUGGAGGGGACCGAGGGCUCAGCCCAGGUCCCCUUCUCCAAGGAGCAUCUGCGGGGGAACACCCCACCCCGAAUCGCAGGGAGCAGCUGCGAGCCCGCUGCCCUCGGAGACACAAGCAGCAGUGCGGUCCAGAGCCAAGGGGAAAACUGCUAUGGAAGGGUCCCUGAAAAGCCAAAGCUUGUGCCCCAAGACCCGGGGUCUCAGAGGGGCAGCCCUGGCGGGGUGGGGAGCGGAGAGCCGGCCCCCGAGGAUGUCGCGCUGGACCUCAGCUUGAAGAAGAGACUGGUGAAAGCUGGGGAGACCCAGGGACCCGUCGGACGCAGGGAGGGGACGCCAGAUGGGGAGGGUGCGGAGGAGGAGAAGGAGGGUCCAGAGGGGAAGACGAGGACCUCCGCCGGUCAGUAUUUCGCCACCCUGCACACCUCGCUCUGCGACAUUAUUUCAUGCUCGGUGUCCAGGUCCUCCCCGGAGCUCCUGCGGGAGUGGUUGAAGAAGGCAGAGCCGGCGGAGGAGCUCGGAGAGAUGCCCAAAUCCCCCCCCAAGCCCAAGAACGGCUCCAAGAUCCCCGAACCUCAGAAGCCCACCAAAGGCAAGGAGAUCUGGCUGGCUUUCCAGGAUGUGGCCGCUCUUCUCACCAACCUGCUCUCUCAGCUGGAGACCUUCAUGUUCGCUCGCAAGUGUCCUUUCCCCCACGUAGUCCGGGCAGGGGCCGUCUUCAUCCCCAUCCACGUGGUGAAGGAGAAGCUCUUCCCCAAGCUCGCCGGGGCCUCCGUUGACCAAGUGCUCCAGGAGCACAAGGUGGAGCUGCGCCCCACCACGCUCUCGGAGGAGAGGCACCUGAGGGACCUGGAGCUGAAGAGCUGCACGUCACGCAUGCUGAAACUCCUGGCGCUCAAGCAGCUCCCUGACAUCUACCCGGACCUGCUGAACCUCCACUGGCACGACUCCAUCAGGCAGCAGCUCGGUUCAAGCUCGCAGGCUGGCCAGCAUCCCCCCAAAUAG
This is a messenger RNA of Aptenodytes forsteri (emperor penguin), 2199 nucleotides long. RefSeq names its product chromosome unknown C15orf39 homolog (gene PRMT2IP). NCBI's taxonomy places the organism in Eukaryota, Metazoa, Chordata, Aves, Sphenisciformes, Spheniscidae. The record is from RefSeq and is a predicted model, not a curated record. The coding region runs from base 1 to 2199 and encodes 732 amino acids. The transcript is spliced from 7 exons.